CCUACGACCGCUGCACCGACUGGUGCCACCCCGGCUCCUACUCCCUCCCCUACAAUCGCGCCAACUCCACAGCCCACGUCACUGUUCAACAUUACGCUGAUCAACGCCCAGCCUAACGACACGCGAAUGGACUCAAUGAUGAUUUCGGCGAAGGCCCGCUGGACGGGAAUUAUCUUAGCUACUCCAUCGUCAGUACCCUUCAGUGGAACAGACGACCUCACAGGCGGCCGUUUCCUGCCCGAGUUUGGACCUUACUACAGUGCAGUUGACGACAUCAUCAUCUUCUACCGACUCGCAACUUUGUCGCCAGGCGUUCUCGGCUCGGCGGGACCUACAUUCGUUCGAACUCCAUCAUUCCAGCCCUAUGCUGCCACCAUGGAGUUCUCUACGACAUUCUUUGAUGCCAGCGAAGUUACGGAAGACACUAUCCUUCAUGAAAUGGCUCAUGCACUGGGUUUUGGAUUGGUGUGGGAUGAGCUUGGGUGCUACUCUACCACUUGUACUGUUGGAUCGAAUGCCAACGUCUCCUACAUCUGUGACCAAGGCGUGGCUCAGUACAACCAAACCAACUGCCCUGAUGUAGGACUGCCGGAUCUGCUCAUCGAGACCAGCUCAGGCAGUGCGGGGUCGGACUGUGGGCACUGGACUGAAGCUGACUACGACAACGAGCUCAUGACGCCAAUAUCCGAGAUCCCGGAAGUGGACCAGCCCCUGUCUCGGUUCACAAUUGGUGCCAUGUCUGAUAUUUGGGGCCCUGUGAACGUGUUGGAAGCGAACAACUUUACGUGCCCGGGGGUGGGUGCGGCGUCGGUCAUGAGCGGCCCGCAGCAUACGUCGAUACUGCUACGUCCAGUCAACAUCAAGGACGCUCUCAUCCAAGGAGCGGCCAUGGGUGAGACUGUGUAUGAACAUCAGCUCGUGAACUUGACGCCUGCUGAGCGUCAGGAGGUCGUUGACGCUCUGGCAGCGAUGGGGAAGACGGUUGACCAAGCUUCUCCGCAUGAACGUCAAAGCCGCCGCCGUCGAUGAUUUCGGAGGUCUCGACACACCUAUUCGCUACGAAUUACGCUAUAAGAAUAUAGGACGAAAAGACGAGGAUAGAUCGCUCGCAGUUGUUGAAUAUCUCGUGAUAAUGCUUGGUCUCUAGGUACUGCAGCAGCGUGACGUCGACAAUUCUGGGAAUAUAUCGUAUAUUGAAUCCUAGGAUUUCCUCAAGGAUGAUAUGAUAGGACGGGUAUUUAUGGUACUGCAGCGUGGGAGGUUAUUCUGUCGGAAACGCCUGUAAGCUAAAUCUAUGAUUCACAUUCUCUGCCUCUUUGUCAAGGAGCUGUGCCUGUCAGAAGUCUCUCAUCCGUGGCAGUGGAGUGAUAUAAAAUAAGGAAUACUGAAGUACACGAUAGAAAAGAAAGGAUAAGAAAGGAAGGACAAGGUAUGACAGAGAUAUACCUCACAAUCCAAAUUUCGGGGCACUCAUGCAGUCAAACAAAACAAGAUAUGGAUAAUAAAGCACAAGGAAGAUGACGCAAAAGAAGAAAUAUGAAAAUACAACAAUUAAA
This is a messenger RNA of Nannochloropsis gaditana CCMP526, 1556 nucleotides long. RefSeq names its product zinc metalloendopeptidase. Gene Ontology annotation, molecular function: metalloendopeptidase activity. The record is from RefSeq and is a predicted model, not a curated record. Gene Ontology annotation, biological process: proteolysis; cell adhesion. The annotation marks the transcript as partial. The transcript is spliced from 3 exons. Gene Ontology annotation, cellular component: membrane.